AUGGCGCUACAUCAUCAUCAGCGCGAGCUGCAUACCCCCCGGAUCGACGUGACCCUUACGACCGAACGUCUAAGCAUGCUACGCCGCCAGUUUACAGAAGGUCUAUCCCUCCACCGCGGUCGGGAACCCAGUCACAUCCGCCGGGGAUACCCCCGAGCCGAGAGUGGAAACAUGUCCUUCGUGAUGCUCACAGAGUCUCAAUUUGUUCCUCCGGCCGUGGAAAGCUCCAACCUACCCAGUUCUCGGCGAAAAAGCACACCGGGCCAGGAUACCACUCAGGAGGAUGGAUCUUUUGCUCAACAGAUCGAGAAAUCGGCUCAAUUAUUCGAGAUCGUGUCAUCGCGGUCAGACAUCGACCAUCCUAUUUGUGUAGAUUGUACCGAGCUGUUGGUGGAUGGGUUGCAGAAGCGGCUUGCUGGAUCGACGAAGGAAAGGGAUGCAUAUAUCUCUUUUCUGAGAGAUUUGAAUGCCUCCAUUCCAACCUCUGAAGAGCUUGAGGCGGCCGAACAAUCCCUCCAAGAGAGUCUCAAAGGGGAGGAGACAAUGUAUGCUGAACUUGAAAAAUUGGAGAAAGAAAAGGCCGCUCUCGACGAGGAAGUCGCUGUGUUGGAGGAAGAAUCCCAACGGCUAGAUGCGAAUGAGGAGGCGUUCUGGCGGGCCCGGAACGGUUUUGCCUUGACACUGGCAGAAUUUCAAACUGAGCGGGAUGCGUUGAACAUGCGUUACGACCACGACUCGCUGCAGCUGGAGCGGCUGCAACGAACCAAUGUCUACAAUGACGCGUUUUGCAUUGGUCAUGAUGGAUAUUUUGGUACAAUCAACGGGCUACGUCUGGGUCGGUUGGCCAACCCUUCGGUCGAGUGGCCGGAGAUCAAUGCUGCCUGGGGACAAACCUGUCUGCUUCUGGCUACGAUUGCAGAGCGUCUGGGCUUCCAAUUUCAGGGAUACCGAUUGCGGCCUCUUGGUUCUACCUCACGGGUCGAUAAGAUUGAGUAUCCGCCGCAGGCUGCCGGGACAGCUGUCACGGAACGUGGCGCGUCCAGAGUCACCCAGCUGGAUCUCUUUUCGUCGGGGGAUCUCCCGCUCAAUCUCCCCUGGCUGCACCGUCGGUUUGAUGCUGGCAUGGUGGCGUUCCUGGACUGCCUGCGCCAGCUCGGACAGUUCGUUGAGUCCACCCCAGCCCCGGUGGCAUCGCCCCGUCGCGGUCAGACUAGCGCCACCGCACCAGGGCUAAGACUACCCUAUGAGAUUAAUCGGGAUCGGAUCGGGGAUGCCAGUAUCAAGCUUGGCUUUAACCAGAAUGAUGAAACAUGGACCCGUGCGUGCAAGUAUACCCUAACAUGCUGCAAGUUUCUGCUUGCGCACGCGAGUAAUGUUGCGGGUGCAGGCUCGAGCAACUCAGCUGCUGUCGCCGCCGCCGUCGCUGCUGCUGAGCAGACCCGACAGGCAUCAGCCAGCCCCGCCAGGAAUCGACCCUAA
Messenger RNA from Penicillium macrosclerotiorum, 1479 nucleotides. Its product is annotated as beclin 1. The transcript has a single exon. The record is from RefSeq and is a predicted model, not a curated record. Gene Ontology annotation, cellular component: phosphatidylinositol 3-kinase complex, class III, type II; phosphatidylinositol 3-kinase complex, class III, type I; phagophore assembly site. Gene Ontology annotation, biological process: autophagy; autophagosome assembly; late endosome to vacuole transport. Bases 1 to 1479 code for a protein of 492 amino acids. NCBI's taxonomy places the organism in Eukaryota, Fungi, Ascomycota, Eurotiomycetes, Eurotiales, Aspergillaceae.